CCGGACCAGCCCGCGCGCCACCGCUUCCAGCAGCAGCAGCGCCUGCCGGGCGGAGGGUCCAGUUUCGCGCCGGGCGGGCGAGGGCUGAGGCCAAGGCGGAGCGGCGCGCGGGGGCAGCGAAGCCCCGGGGGAGGCGGCAGCACUAUGGCCGGGCCCCCGCCGCCGCCCCCGGGCCAGGAGGCGCCGCGCUACCAAGAGUGGAUCCUGGACACCAUCGACUCGCUGCGCUCGCGCAAGGCGCGCCCGGACCUGGAGCGCAUCUGCCGCAUGGUGCGCCGGCGGCACGGCCCGGAGCCGGAGCGCACCCGCGCCGAGCUGGAAAAGCUCAUCCAGCAGCGCGCCGUGCUCCGCGUCAGCUACAAGGGAAGCAUCUCGUACCGCAACGCUGCGCGGGUCCAGCCGCCCCGGCGAGGCGGAGCGCCCGCCGCCAGCCCGGCGGCCCCGCAGCGGCCGGCCCGCACUUCCCCGCCCAGCGCUCCCGCCGCCACCGCGACGCCCCGGUCCUCCCAGCGUGCAGCGCCUCGCGCAGAGCCAGCCGCGCCGCCGCCGCCGCCUCCUCCGCCGCCUCCUCGUCGGACCGGACGGGAGCGACCGCCGCCGCCCCCAGCCCCGGAGGAGCCCUCCCCCGUUAGCCUGCGAGAAAUCGUGCGCUACUUCGGCGGCGACGGCGCCGCGCCGGGGGGCGGCCGGGUGACUCGAGGCCGAGCGCAGGGGCUGCUCCAAGAGGAGAGGCUGGAGAGGACCCGCUUGGGUGGCGGCGGCGGCGGCGGCGGCGGCGGCGGCAGCAACAACGUCGCCUUGCCCAGGGCGGAGAGAGGCGCGCAGGCCCGGGCCCCCAACGCCAGGGCGUACAGGAACAAGAAGGCAGGUGAGGAGGCCAAAGGUGAAGAGGAGGAGGAGGAGGAGGAGGAGGAGGAGGAAGAUGAAGUCUCCACCAUGUCUGAAGGUUCAGAGGUCGCCCAAGAUUAUGAGGCCAGCAACUACAGCCGAUCAGGGAUAGGCCAGCUGAACGGGGACUGUAAAGACAGCAAGCAUGAUGGGAAAGACAUCCCACCCAGCAGUGUCCUCCCCAGAGACCUGCGCUCCCUUGAGGAGCACUCCUUGAACAAAGGAUCCGAGCAUCCCCACCAUGAAGGAAAUGAGCGAUGUCAUACCAGGGCCUCUUGGCCUGGAGAAAGUGCCUGUCAGCAUCUGGGGGGCAGCAAGAAGGAUGGCACCACCUAUCAGCAGCCAGACAGAGCAGUGUCACCAGCUGUUGCAGGUUCUGAGCCCUCGGUGCCAUCCUCUCCUGGGAGACCUGGCAUCCAGGCAGAUGGGAGACCAUUCAGCUGCACCUCAGUGAAGGAAAAACCUUCUGACCCAGUGGAAUGGACUGUCAGUGACGUGGUGGAUUAUUUCACAGAAGCUGGGUUUGCGGAGCAAGCAUCUGCCUUUCAAGAGCAGGAGAUCGAUGGGAAGUCUCUGUUGCUGAUGCAGCGCACCGACGUGUUGACAGGCUUGUCUAUCCGUCUUGGACCUGCGCUCAAGAUCUACGAGUAUCACAUCAAAGUGCUGCAGCAGUGUCACUUUGAGGAGGAUGAGGGUGACUCGUUCAUGGGCUGAGGCAAAUGGGCACAGCUUGCAAAGGGGGGGAUGGGGGACUUCGCCAGUCGCUACUGUCUCAGCCAUUUCAGCCUUCCUCUGCCUCCAUGCAAGCAAGACAUCAGCUAUGUGGGAAUGGCAAGAGCUUUGAUCAGACAUUGCGAGAGGAGGGGGGCAGAAAUGAUGACCCCAGCUUUGUGGCUUCUAUAUCCCGAUUGCCCAGAGAGAGAGAGAGAGAGAGAGAGAGAGAGACGGCCAGGGUGGGAGGACUGCAAAACCCCUUCCUUCUCCCAUCCUGUGUGUGUUGUAACUCCUCAGCUUCUCACUCGCCAUAGUGCAUUGUCUGUUUCAGGAGAGGGUGGAGAGAUGCAGUCCUGCUUCUCUCCACUCUCCACCUCAAUUUAAUGGAGAUAACUUGUGCUUCAGCUCCUCCCGGCCCUCCCACAGUAGCACUUGAUGGUCCCAGCUGCUCCCUCCCUCCUUGCUGUGAUUGGCAAGACAACCUGCUGGAGGAGUCAAGAGGUUUUAAUCAAGUAUCUUUUUAUUCUUUCUGUUUGUUAGGCUUUUCUUCCAAUUUUCAUGGUUGUUGCCUGGAGUCAAUUGCUUUUUUUUCUUCCCAUUUUUUAAAAAUAUAAAUAUUUAAACUGAAAAAAACACACACUUGGUUUAGUAUUUCUAGACCUGUUAGCCCUCCAGAAGGGACAUUGGAAUGGCUAAAAUUAAUUAGUGUCUAAGGGAGGUAGAAGUCCUCCGUCCAGCCUUCAGCUCUAGGGGGUGAUUAUCUGGUGCUGUUUGCUAUCUGGUUUUAAGAAGAGAGACGUCGAGGAACGAUAAGAAUAGAAAUCUUUCUGAUUAGCCCAAAGUUGGGAGAAGUAUCCAAAAGAUCUGACUUAACAUGUGCCACUGUGAUCAAUUGGGAAAACUGAGUUGUUGUUUUUUUAAAAAUGCACAUUACAUGUGCAGUAGCUGUUGCACAAUCACAGGAAAGUCUGGAAUGAAAUGUUUGGAAAAGGACUGGUCAUGGUGCAAUUAACACUGUAUGUAUGGCACAGCUCAAACUGUAUUCUUAUGGGAGCCAUUACAGAUCAUAUAUCAGCAGUGUAAAAACUUGGAGGACUAAAGGAGGAAUAGGAACUGAUCAGUAGCUCUGUUCUUUUUUCAAAAUAUGGUGCUUGGUUUUGCUACUCCUGUAGCACUGGAAAUGAGUCUUCUCUUGUUUAAAACAGGCCAAGCCCAUCUAGAUAAAUUGUAAGAGCAAUAGUAAAAUAUGAGCCGCCUUGGCUAUGCUGGAAACACACUGCACAGAAUUUAAUUGCUUAGGAAGCCUCUGUAUACCAGCUUGAAGUAUCCUUGAAAAGACCAUAGGAGCUGGAACUUUGCAAAACUAUUGGGAACUUUCUACGCUGCAACUGCCAGGGUUCCUUAUUCAGCAGCCAUGACCAAUGGGUUACAUUUAGAAUGUGGGCGUGUUGGUGAAUACAGUGUUAGGAUCAGUCGGUACAGGGGGUUGCUGAUGCCCUGUUCACUUGCACCCCAGAAACAUAGUAUUAUGGCUAGGUAAGCAGGCACUGUAUUCAUGUCUGGAGCAGUGCCUAGUUACACAGGAGCACACUGAAGUUAUAUUCUCAAAAAUUUGAAACUAUGAGGGCUAGAAACUUAUUGUUUGAACUUAAAAGCAGAGGUUCUCAAUGUUGUAGCACAAAAGUGCCUCGGGGCUUACAUACUGGCUGCAUGUUGCCCCCUAUUGCACAGGAUCCUAAUAUUUUGUUCAGAGCUGGGAAUAAAAACAAACAAAA
Molecule: messenger RNA, 3377 nt
Organism: Eublepharis macularius
Lineage: Eukaryota; Metazoa; Chordata; Lepidosauria; Squamata; Eublepharidae
Gene: SAMD1
Product: sterile alpha motif domain containing 1
Exons: 5
Coding region: 145-1602 (485 amino acids)
Molecular function (GO): protein binding; DNA binding
Source: RefSeq, a predicted model, not a curated record